This is a messenger RNA of Protopterus annectens (West African lungfish), 3194 nucleotides long. RefSeq names its product stereocilin-like. The transcript has 23 exons. Gene Ontology annotation, cellular component: cell surface; stereocilium tip; kinocilium. Bases 14 to 3076 code for a protein of 1020 amino acids. Gene Ontology annotation, biological process: cell-matrix adhesion. The record is from RefSeq and is a predicted model, not a curated record. NCBI's taxonomy places the organism in Eukaryota, Metazoa, Chordata, Ceratodontiformes, Protopteridae.
GGAAUAUUUACAGAUGCCACGUGAAACCUUUAAAAAGCUUUUGAUGUCAGCAGAAAAGGGGGCAGCCCGCAGAUUUCUUUCGCAUAUGCAUAGAACCUGGCCCCAGUUACAGGUUUCUCAAACAGAUGAACAAGCAAUGGAGAGCCUUGCAUCCACAUUCCUGCAAAAAUUUCCCCGGCUGACCCCAGAACUCUUUAUUGAUCUCUCCCAGUUCAUCCCCUUCAUGUCUGUCUUUGACAUCCUGAGCCUGCCAGAUUCCUUACUACUCAAUGACACAGUUUUGCUGGCUAUCCAUGACCAUGGAUCUGAAAUGAGGGCAGUUCAGAAGAGAGCUUUUGCUAAGAGACUACUUCAGGCCAAUGUGUUUGGUGAAGUACCGUCCUGGCCAGAACAUUUCUUGGAAUCUAUCCUUCCAUUGUUGCCUCACUUACCACUUUAUUACUUUCAGAAGCUUACACCUCAACAGAUAACACCACUAAUAUACAUGCUUGAAAGAAUGCGGCUGGAUUUCCCAAGAGGUCUCCAUUUUGUUAAAACUAUUCUGAAUCAGAGUAAAGAUAUCACUCUGGAAGACAUGGAGAGGCUUGGGCACCUGUCUUGCUUUGUUGCCUAUGAGGACCUGCUGAUGCUACUUUCUAUUCGACCUGUGUCUGAGCAGUUACUUACUGUACUUUUAGAAUGUCUGAACAAUGGGACCAUCAGCACCAAUGGACGGGUGGCCUAUAGUUUGGCACAAAUCCUGCAAUCAAUGGAUAUCAGAACUUUUUCCAUUCACGACUUAAUUAAAUGGAGGGUGCUUCUCCCUGAAACUGGGUUAGACAGUCUUCUCAAAGUCUCUCCUAGUAGCAUUGCAGAUGCAGUUUCUGGAUGGGAUUCUGGAAGGAUGACACCUGCUCAGGCGUAUAUGCUGCUGAAACCAAUUGUGGAACUGAGGAAUGUGACACUGAAUAAACUAUGUGAGCUACAUCCCUUGUGGUUUGGUCUGAGCCACACUUUCCUCCAAGAACUACCUCCUUCAGCACUGGAAAGGGCAUGUCCCUGUUUGAAGCAGUUUUUGUCUGAGAGUCUUCCAGUUCAGAGAGCAGCUGUUCUACAAUCUUUAGAGGCUGUGAAUGAUAAUGCUACUUACUGGGUUUCAAACUUCAAAUGUCUUAUUCCAUUUUUGCCUCUGAAGUUGCUAAUGCCAAGAAGGACUGCAAUUGUGAAGGAUAUCAACCUCUUAAAGGACCUCCCCUGGUCACAUCAGCAGGCUCAGUUCAUAUUUGGACAGCUGCAGCAAACCUCCAACUUAACCACUGGGUCACUGCUAUCAUUGGGCCGCAUUUCAGGAGGUGUGGAUUGUGACACAUUGCAACAAUGGUUCAUGCAUCCUAAGUUAUAUGACCUCAUCAGGUACAUAAAUGAGCAGCAAGGAGGACUCCGUGGAAGUUUGAGGACGUGCAUUAUUGAGAGGCUAAUGAAGCAGGGCAAAUUAAGUCAGCAAGAUGUUUCACAGCUGGGACCCGAUUUUACAAUAAGUCUACCUGUGAAACUUAUUGAAGGACUAUCCAGAGAAUCUGUUCCGAUGGUUCUUGAGCACCUCACGCGACAUUUUGAGAACUUUUUGAAUUUCAUGCCUCAUAAACAGAGAGGACUACUAGAAAAGAUUCAACUAUUCUUGGGAGUUACUCCAGGAACACAGCUCUCAGGUCCCGCUCUCAAUUUUCUUGGGCCUUUAAUUCCAUUCUUGGACAAGAGCAGUCUUUCUCACAUAGAUAGAGAUAAUGUGCUACUUCAUAUGGAUGACUUCAAGAUCUACUGUCUUCCUGAAGAAUUCAUGGCAUGGUUUAGGAAGCUUCUGAUCAAAGAGAAUAUUCUUGGAGAUCUGGCCAAUUGGAGGUAUAAGCAAGUAGAACUUCUAGGUAGACUUAUCUUCACUCUAUCUGAAGAAGACAUCUAUAGCUUGCCAAAGGCUGCCUUGACAGAGAACAUGGUAGAGAUGCUACUGACUAGUCAGAAACACUGGGAGAAAAGCCUAAUAGGUCUUGCAUGCAUUGGGAACAAUGCCACCCUGCAUAACAUGUUAAAGAAGAGGAAGCAAAGUCUGAUAGAGGCUGGAAUUUGGAAAAAUCCCAAAGGGAAGAGAGAGCCUAUUCCAACUUGCGCUGACAUCAGAGGAACAUACGCUGCAGCAUGGAGCAGUACACAGCUUGGAGGGAUGUCUGCGAGUGAGUUUGGGAACUGCUUGCCCACUCUAAGCCAGGAUAAGGAGCUCUCAGCGGACCAAUUAAAAGCAGCACUGGCAAAGGCCAAGCAGCUCUUUGGACCAGUAAGGACUUUAAACACAGUCCAUGUCCUGCAGUUGGGGCAACUAGCAACACAGUUAACUGAGAAGGAGCUGCGAGAGAUGGACAUCUCUGAACUUGGGCUUGUUGCAUUUCUGGGGCAGAUGCAGGAAUGGAGCAGCAAGCAGAUGAAAGCAAUCUUCACAAACUUUUUGCAUCGGAGUGGCAACAGAAUUUUUGCACUGGAUAUGACUGAACUCACAGCUCUGGGACAUUUUGUCUGUGGAAUGAAACCUGAUGAAAUUGAUAGGAUAAAUCCCGAAGAGUUCAGCAAGGCAGUGCUAUUCAUUGGGCAGCUGAACCUGAGGUGUAAUGAAGUACAGAUGGAAUCUAUGGCACAACUCUGCACAUCUGAGAAGGCAUUUGGGCCAGUCAGCCACUGGGGACCUGAAAUCUUCACUGAAAUUGGAACUGUUGCUGCUGGUUUACCUGACAUGGUUCUGUCUUCUCUGGUUGAACCUCAGAUUCAAGGACUCACACCUGAAGCUAUUUCUCUUAUUCCACCUAAAAAACUUGUGGUAGUCUUCAGCACAGAACAGCUGUCCAGCUUUACCCAAGCUCAGGCAGCUGCUAUUACCCCUGUACAAUAUGAACAACUGAACCCUGAGCAAAAGCAAGUCAUCACAAUGGCACAGUAUGAAGGAGAAGUCAAACUAGAACAAAGAGGUAAAAGCACGGCUGACCUACUGAAGCCAUUGCAACUCCUCGGAUCAUGUCUGACAUUUUUGUGUGUGAUAAUAUUUCUAAAGUGAGAACUAUCAUUAUUAUUUUCGUAAUGCAAACUUGUGUUUCACCAUCAUGCAAGCUGCAUCGGACAUUGUACAGUUAAAUUACUGUUUGCUAUAUAUACAAUUUAAUUAAAAAUAAUAA